Trichoderma harzianum CBS 226.95 is the source of this 1631-nucleotide messenger RNA. RefSeq lists its product as hypothetical. The transcript has 2 exons. The coding region runs from base 288 to 1424 and encodes 378 amino acids. Lineage: Eukaryota; Fungi; Ascomycota; Sordariomycetes; Hypocreales; Hypocreaceae. The record is from RefSeq and is a predicted model, not a curated record.
UUUUUUUUUCCCCUCAGCCGAAUACUUAUUUACUAGCACGUCUCAAGGUUUCUUUUUAACUCCGACAUUUCUGCGGAAACCCCAAGAAUAACACCGCCGUAGGCUCUAUAGCCCACUUUUUUUUCUCGGACAUUGGCACAUGUAGUCUAGAUGCUCAAGUCCAUCAUAUCAACGCCAACUCAUAGUUUUCCCACUCAUUCUCAUCUUCAACUCCAGGCUUAACAUCUCUAUGCAGCUCAUCUCAUAUCUACCAGUCGCCUCACCAGUAAAUUGAACCAUCCAAUUCCAUGUCGCGCACUCCAAAAGCGCCUCGCUGCGUUGGCAGCCCGUCCUUCGCUCCAGAUGAAGUCAUCGAGGAUGCCCCCAGGCUCCAGCAAGCCCGCGAGCUGUUGGCAGCAAACGACCUAUACAACGCCAGCCGCGUCCUGCUUAGUCUUCCCGAGAGGGACACCUUUACGUAUCAUGCCAUGACAAGUGUCAAGCUGGCCGAGGUGCAGCACGUUGUCGGACUGGGCGGCGUUAAUAAUCUACACGCUUGGUAUCGUGACGAGGAUGGCACAGCUAGAGAGCCGCCGCCGCUACCAGAUAUCGAGGCGUACAUCUCCAUCUUCAGCCCCUCAACGGCCACGGCGUCUGCUCUCAAGAACUUUGAGACCAACGCAAAGAAGACGUCGAUCCGGUCCGAGGCCGCGCGGCACUUGGCAGAGAAGCGCUACGUACACCCGGCAUUGGCCUCACAGCUAACCAUUCCCAAGUCCAAGCAGCCGCCCAGCCAGAACCCGUACUUUGACUUUUGGGCCUGGUCGUGCCGCAAUCUAGAGUGGUGCGGGCCGUGCGCUUCGUCUGAGCGGGUGGCAACGAGCCACCAUGUGCUCCCUAUUUUCAUGCAUCACUUUGGCUGUGCAACACCGUCACACGAGAGCCUUGCAGUGUUGAGACUGCUGGCGGAUGGCCGAGCGGUUGCGGAUAUGGGCUCGGGUAAUGGGUACUGGACGUUUCUGCUUCGGCGGUACGGCCUGACGGUCUAUCCAGUGGAUAACAUGCAGAGCGAGUGGAGGGUCAAUUGGGUUGAUGAUACCGUCAUCAUGGAUGGCGUCCAGUGGCUACGAAAGAACGACAGCGGCAAAGAUUUGGUCCUGCUGCUCGUCUACCCCGUUGUCGGAGGAGGCAUCGGGGGAGGCACCGAAGGUAGCUUCACCAGGGGUCUUGUCAAUGCCUUCCAAGGAGACACAAUUGCGGUUGUUGGAACACAGAAUGCAAAUGGAUACACGGGCUUUAAGAGCAUGACAAUGGACGUGUUUAUGGAGCAAGAGCACCCAGAGUGGACCAAGGUGGUACAGAUUCCCCUGCCAAGCUUUGCGGGCAAGGAUGAAGCAUUGUACGUCUUUCUGAGAGGCGGAAGAGCGCCCAACGAAUCAAGUUGAAGCGGGAGUGGGAGUUGAGAGGACGAAUCAAGUCGGGGUUGAAGUGGAAGUGGAAGUGAAUGUGGAAAUGAAUAUGACGUGUCUCGAGACGCAAGGGGAAGGACGUACAUAUGAUGCCCAUACUUUGUGGAUAUAGAGCCCAGUAUGGAAGUGAGAUGAGUGAAAUAGAAAUCAAAGUGUUAAAUUAAGCACAUAAUUGAUGUUGGU